AUGUUACGUGCUGCACAGCCAGGAAGUCAAAGCCAAAACCAGAACCAGUGGAGAACGUUUACACAAGCAUUUAUUCAGCUACACAAACAGACAGAUCACAAGCUGCUGGAGGCGAUAUUCAAGAAACACCUCUCCAGCGCCCCACCUCGUAUCUCCAGGAUGAUGCUCCGAGUACAGAAGUACGACGUUGAAAUUAAGUAUGUCCCUGGGAAGGAUAUUCCACUAGCUGACGCCUUAUCGAGAAUAAGUCCAUGCCCAGAUGGAAUAGUUCUGAAAGGCACACGCAUCGUCAUUCCUGCAGCAUUACAGCUUGCUGUGCUAGAACAACUGCACUACGCACACCAAGGUGCUGAGAAAUGCAAACUUCGUGCCAAAGGAUCCGUAUUUUGGGCCAAUAUUAGCAAGGACAUAGAGGAGAUGGUCAAGGACUGCCCUCCAUGUCAGCACAACCAGAAGGCCAAUAUGAAGGAACCCCUCAUGCCACAUGAUGUUCCACCAAGGCCAUGGCACACACUGGGAUCCGAUUUGUUCUUCUGGAACAACAGCUCCUACUUGCUGGUCUCAGACUAUUAUAGCAAGUUCCCAUUGGUCAGAAAGUUGAACAACAUUCGUUCUGACACAACAAUCGCUCACAUGAAGUCGAUCUUUGAGGAGUAUGGAAUUCCGAGCAAGCUCGUUACAGGUAACGAUACACAGUUUACCUCAGCUCUAUUCCAGAAAUUCAGUGAGACCUACGGAUUUGACCAUGUUACCACAAGUCCAUACUACCCACAGGCAAAUGGUUUCAUAGAGAGGACUGUGCAAACUGUCAAAGCUCUGCUGCAGAAAUGCAAGGAGUCGAACACAGACCCACAUAUGGCUAUGCUGUGCCUAAGAAGCACACCAUUACAGGAUAACAUUCACUCGCCAGCAGAACUGCUCAACUCAAGAGUCUACCAGACCAAUCUUCCAGCAACGCGAGCAGCAUGCACACCGUGCCUAGUCGAUGGUGACACUAACGCGAAGCUACAAGAGAGGCAGGAGAA
Molecule: messenger RNA, 1025 nt
Organism: Priapulus caudatus
Lineage: Eukaryota; Metazoa; Priapulida; Priapulimorpha; Priapulimorphida; Priapulidae
Biological process (GO): DNA integration
Molecular function (GO): nucleic acid binding
Source: RefSeq, a predicted model, not a curated record